Molecule: messenger RNA, 2839 nt
Organism: Prunus avium (sweet cherry)
Lineage: Eukaryota; Viridiplantae; Streptophyta; Magnoliopsida; Rosales; Rosaceae
Product: protein STRUBBELIG-RECEPTOR FAMILY 6
Biological process (GO): protein phosphorylation
Molecular function (GO): protein kinase activity; receptor serine/threonine kinase binding; ATP binding
Source: RefSeq, a predicted model, not a curated record
GAAAAGAAAAGAUAGAAAAUUGCAAUAAGACCAAGAAGUAGAGAGAGAAAAAAACAAAAGCUUUUCUUUUCUGUGGCUUUGGAUUCUUCUGGCAAAUCGUGCCUGCCAGCUUUGUUUGGGCAUGGCUACUUAAGAAUAAAAUAUAUUACAAAUCUGUUUGGGAAAACAAAAUCAAUUCACCCAAAAAGGGGCAAGCUUUCAUUAGCAUUUGUGUUCUGUGGGUAAGUUUAGAAUAGGCAGAGAGUGAGUGCUGAAAGAGAAGAAAGAGAGAGAGAGAGAGAUGUUGGAGACUUGGAGGUGGGUUUUGCUGGUGUUCGGCAUCUGCAUUUUGGGAUGGAGUCCCAGUUCCAUCAAUGCUGCCACAGAUCCAAAUGAUGUUUCUGCUCUGAAGGCCUUGUAUAGUAGCUUAAACUCCCCAUCUCAGCUAACCCAGUGGAGUGCAAGUGGUGAUGAUCCAUGCGGCCAGUCUUGGAAAGGUGUUAAGUGCUCGGGCUCACGAAUAACGGAAAUUGAUGUAUCAAAUCUUCAACUUUCGGGAACAUUGUGGUCUUCGUUUCAGAGUUUGACAGCAUUAACCAACCUAGACAUGAGCCAUAAUAAUCUCCAAGGCAGUAUACCUUAUUCACUUCCUCCAAACAUGACUCGAUUAAACCUUGCUGCUAAUAACUUCAAUCAAGGCAUCCCUUAUUCCAUCUCUCUGAUAACUUCUCUUGAAUAUCUGAACAUCAGUCACAAUCAGCUUCAGAACCAGGUGGAUGACAUUUUUGGAAAGCUCUCUUACCUAUCCACAUUGGAUCUAUCUUUCAAUUCUCUGUCAGGUAACCUCCCUGAGAGUUUAAGCUCCCUCUCAAGUAUGACCACAAUGUAUUUGCAGAAUAACCAGCUUACAGGGACCAUUAAUGUCCUUGCCAAUCUCCCCCUUGAAAAUCUGAAUAUUCAAAAUAACCAGUUUACUGGCUGGAUUCCAGAGCAGUUGAAAAACAUUAAUCUGGAGAAGGAUGGAAACCAAUGGAACUCAGGCCCUGCACCCCCACCUCCACCUGGUACACCUCCAGCCAGCAAGAACAACGGAAAUCACAAAUCUGGCAGCAAUGGCUCACCAUCAAAAGGUGGUGCAGGUGAAGGUGGAAAGAAAUCAGGAAUAGGAGGUGGUGGUAUAGCAGGAAUAGUGAUAUCUCUUUUGGUAGUCACGGGGGUUGUCGCAUUCUUUAUCAUAAAGAGAAGAUCGAGGAGGUUGUCCUCAGACGUGGAGAAGUUUGAUAGUCAGCCCUUUGCUCCCCUUGCAAGUGAAGUAAAAGAAAUGAAAUCUGUACAAACCCCUGCCACGUUGGACAUGAAGACCUUUGAUACUCCUGCCACAAUAAAUCUUAGACCCCCACCAGUGGAUCGUCAUAAAUCAUUUGAUGAAGAAGAUUUCUCAAAGAAGCCCAUUGUGGUCAAGAAAACCAGCACAGCUCCUUUAAAUGUGACCUCAUAUUCAAUAGCAGACCUGCAGAUUGCUACUGGCAGCUUUAACGUUGAAAACCUUCUUGGUGAGGGGUCGUUUGGACGUGUUUAUCGCGCUCAAUUUGAUGAUGGGAAGGUUCUUGCUGUGAAGAAAAUAGAUUCAUCUGUCCUUCCUAGUGAGUUGUCAGAAGAUUUCACAGAGAUUGUUUCGAACAUCUCCCAGUUGCAUCACCCGAAUGUAACGGAGCUGGUGGGUUACUGUUCAGAGCAUGGACAGCACCUGCUAGUCUAUGAGUUCCAUAAAAGUGGUUCGCUGCAUGACUUCCUGCAUCUAUCAGAUGACUACAACAAGCCAUUGACAUGGAACUCUAGGGUCAAGAUUGCUUUGGGGACUGCACGGGCACUAGAGUACUUGCAUGAAGUUUGCUCACCAUCAAUUAUUCACAAAAAUAUAAAGUCAGCCAACAUAUUACUGGAUGUGGAGCUCAACCCUCAUCUUUCAGACACUGGCCUCGCAAGCUUUAUCCCCAAUGCUGAUCAGGCCUUGGAGCACAAUGCGGGAUCUGGGUACAGUGCACCUGAGGUUGCAAUGUCUGGUCAAUAUAAUCUAAAGAGUGAUGUCUACGGUUUUGGAGUGGUUAUGCUGGAGCUUAUUAGUGGACGGAAACCAUUUGAUAGCUCGAAGCCUAGAUCUGAACAAUCUCUGGUUCGAUGGGCAACACCCCAGCUCCAUGAUAUUGACGCUCUUUCGAAAAUGGUAGAUCCAGCACUCAAGGGGCUCUAUCCAGUUAAAUCUCUGUCACGGUUUGCUGAUGUGAUUGCCCUUUGUGUCCAGCCCGAGCCUGAGUUCCGACCUCCUAUGUCGGAAGUGGUUGAAGCAUUGGUUCGGUUGGUGCAGCGAGCUAACAUGAGCAGGAGAACAGUUGGAAAUGAUCAAGGAGGAUCCCAGAGAGGCGACAACGCCAAUGGACAGGACGACAUGUCUUGAGGAAAGCACAAGGUGACAAUGCUGAUACACUUGAGGACAUGCCGCAAGAAAAGCAUACAUUUUGAGUUCAUAUUCACCUUGGCUACACCAUAUGUUACUGAGCCUACACGCUUGGUAGCAUAUGUUUGUUAAUAUUUUACAUAGUUGAGGUAGUUCUUUCCUUGUUGAAUAUUUUGCAAACUUGAACUGGUGCUGCCCAAAACGGUUUGGAGCUUGUUUCAAAUGAUAAAGUCGUCUUUCAUUUUUAUUUCUCACAGUAUGUAUACAAUAAAAUCAAAUCAUGCGCCAUGCAACAUCACUACAUCAGUUUGCAGAACAGAAGCAUAUAGGCCUCUUGAAUCUUGAUGCACCUGAUUUCUCUUGUAUCUGUACGAUAUUGAAGUAAAUAAACUAAACUUAAAUUCA